Messenger RNA from Emiliania huxleyi CCMP1516, 459 nucleotides. RefSeq lists its product as hypothetical. The annotation marks the transcript as partial. The record is from RefSeq and is a predicted model, not a curated record. The transcript has a single exon. Gene Ontology annotation, biological process: spliceosomal complex assembly; mRNA splicing, via spliceosome. NCBI's taxonomy places the organism in Eukaryota, Haptophyta, Isochrysidales, Noelaerhabdaceae. Gene Ontology annotation, molecular function: protein binding. Gene Ontology annotation, cellular component: Prp19 complex; post-mRNA release spliceosomal complex; precatalytic spliceosome.
AUGUCAAACAUGCCCAAGGUGACCAACAAGCAGCCGGCGCCGAUGCAGAUCACCGCCGAGCAGAUCCUGCGCGAGGCGCGCGAGCGGCAGGAGGACGAGCCCUACACGGCGCCGGCGCAAAAGGUGAUGGACCCGGAGGAGCUCGCGGUGUACCGGAUGAAGGAGCGGAAGCAGUACGAGGACCGGCUGCGGAUGAACCGCAACGCGAUGGGCGCGUGGAUCAAGUACGCCGCCUUCGAGGAGGCGCAGAGAGACUUUGAGCGCGCGCGUUCGGUGUACGAGCGUGCGAUUGACGUGGACCACCGCAACUCGGCGCUGUGGCUCAAGUACGCGGAGAUGGAGAUGCGCAACCGGCACAUCAACGCGGCGCGCAACGUGUGGGACCGCGCGGUCACGCUGAUGCCGCGGAUGGACCAGUUUUGGUUCAAGUACAUAUACAUGGAGGAGAUGCUCGGCAAU